Ilex paraguariensis (yerba mate) is the source of this 2079-nucleotide messenger RNA. The record is from the annotation of a GenBank genome assembly. NCBI's taxonomy places the organism in Eukaryota, Viridiplantae, Streptophyta, Magnoliopsida, Aquifoliales, Aquifoliaceae.
GCCAUUACCCGCCAUCAAUGUCAGCUUUUUUCAACUACCUACCCUCUAAAUCCGUUUUCAACCGACGAUCCAGAUCACUACCUUACACCACUUCUCUCUCUCUCUCUCCAAAAAUUAUAUCUGCCAUGGAAGGCCUAAUCAAAGGUUUGGUCAAUGUGGCUGUCAAUGCAGCUUUUGGUCGCGAAGAAGGCGGAGAAAACGAAACAAACACAGAGUCUCGUGACGAACGGUCCAGAUCCACUUGGGCCCAGGUGGUGUCUGGGGAGCAGGAUAAUGAUGAGUCCUCGAGCAGUGACCGUAGACGCCAUGGGUAUGAUCGAAGUCAGUGGAACAGAGAGGAAGAGAGAGAUGGGAGGAAUGAGGAGGGGGGAUCUGGUGGAUGGCAGCCUUCGAAUCGACCCCAGAAGGCUGAGCAUCAUGGGUAUCAAAGUUAUGAAGAUAGCAGGCAAGAUGAUUAUAACGAAAGUCAUCGAAACCAAAAGGGGAAAGAGGAGAGUAAUGAUGGUUGGGAGACUGUCACUAAAAAGCCUCCAAAGCGACACCAACAGGUGCAUAUGGAUCAUUGGCAAAAUUAUAAACACCCCCCUAGUGAGCAGGAAUAUUCUCCUGAGGUUGAGCAUGGCGGUAACAUAGAACCUUUAGAAGAAGAACUCGCCGACAUGUCAAAAGCUUGCAACAAGCUUUGGGAGCUUGAUCUAAACCGUCUAAUACCUGGCAAGGACUAUCAGAUUGACUGUGGUGGAGGGAAAAAAGUUUACCAGAAGGCAGAUAUGGCGGAAGGAAGCCUAUUUUCCUGGGUGAAUGAAGGCAUAUUCAGGAAACCUACUAUUUCUCGUUUCUGUUCUCUUCUAGAUAAUUACAAUCCACAUGAGGGGUAUAAAGAAGAAGUCACAUCUCAAGAGAGGCAAGAGCAAGCAGCAUUCAUAGAAGAGAUCAGUAGAAGUGCACCAAUCAAAUAUCUUCACAAGUAUCUAUCAUCCAAGGGCAUUAUUUCGGAGAAUUACCAAGAAUUCAAAAGAAUGCUGACAAGUCUCUGGUUUGAUCUUUAUGGGCGAGGUGGUACAUCUGGUUCUUCUUCUGCUUUUGAGCAUGUUUUUGUUGGAGAAAUUAAGCAGCGUGAGGAGCAAGAAAUUUCAGGCUUCCACAACUGGCUUCAGUUCUACUUAGAAGAAGCAAAGGGGAGGCUUGACUAUCAAGGCUAUAUUUUCCCUCGAAGACGUGGAGACAAUCCUGAGUCAGAGACCCAGUUGCUCACAAUCCAGUUUGAAUGGAAUGGCGUUCUCAAAUCUGUCUCAAGCACUUUGCUUGGAGUUAGCCCAGAGUUUGAAAUUGCUCUGUAUACCCUCUGUUUCUAUGUGGGUGCAGAGGACAACCAUGUUGAGUUGGGUCCAUACCCUGUUAAUAUCAAGUGCUAUCGUUUCGGAAACAAAAUCGGCUCUGUGUUUCCAGUUGCAGAAUGCUGAAUCUCAAGAAAACGAAUGCUAAGUUCCUUGUAACUAGGAUUUAUGUAGAAGAAAAAUAUAUCCUAUGCUGUAUAACCUCUAAUAACCUGGGAUUUAUUAAGCUGUGUGAAAAUUCCAAAUCGUUGCUGUUUAAAAUGCGUAGAAACUUUUUCUGACACAUGAUAUGAUCUAUUUUGCGAGUCCUGAAAAAGUCUCUAUUCAUGUCUGGUGCACAUGUAUUUGGUAUACAAGAUUUGGGUUUUAAUUUGGGCAAAAUAACACUUCUCAAAGCAUCUAAGAAUAUUGGCAGCAAACGUCCAGUAUCUUUGCUGACAUGGUAUUUUUGCCGUCUUUUGCAUACUCAUCUGAUUGCCGGUCUUAACACAGCAGCAAGGGUUCAUUUUGGCUUAGGCAUCACGGUUUUAACUAACAAAAAUAGCAUAUUUGCACGUCAAAGUAAAGUUUUGUACAUCAACGACGCAGUGGCCAGAGUUUGAUGCUCUGCACUCGUUUUUUUUUUCCAAUCUUCCAUCUCCUAUUCCCUCCUCGAAGGAGGUCUUUCAAUGUCUUCGUAUAUCGUGAAUUUUGCAAGCAACACAAGAAAGGCAACACAUGAAAGGUUUACAACACAAACGGA